AUGGGACUUGUCGAGUCGUCAGAAACUGGAGAAAAAGAGCUUCGGGGUACGGUGGCGCCGCCGAGUACGAUUCUUCUUCCUUUCCUAGAAUCUCUUACAUUGAAACCACCAAUUAUGUAUGGCGCCGGUCAGCCAUACGAUGACGCAGAUCAACGUUUCAAAACAUUGUUGGGCGAUAUGGAGGACGUCCCAGCCGACAAAAUCCGAGAAGCGCUACUAGAUGUUUUUGACGAUGGUCAUCUUCUGCGAAUCUUGGAUCAUUUGAAAGAGUGGAACAUUUUAAACGAGAAACACAAUACUACUGACGUAUGUGGUAUCUUCAUGACAGCUCUCAUCCAUUAUCUACCAAUUUAUUCUGACACGAGACUCGAACUUUCCAUCGAGAAGUUUAACGAGAAAACAGAAAAGGUCUACGAAGAACGGCUGGAAAUUGACAAAAAGGCGGCUGACGCGGAAAUCGAGGAAUUGACAAAGAAGUUAUCGCGAGAAGAGAAUAGAGCUCAAACUGCAAACAGUAAUUAUAAAAAACUGCUCGCAAAAAUCGAAAAUCAGAAAAACGCUCACAAGCAAGUUAUGCAACAAAAAGAUGAGGAAAUCGCAAGACUUCGAAAAGAGAACACUUCGUUAUUUGAGGACUUGGUACGUGCUAGAACUGGAAAUUCGAAGCAAGAAGAGGUGACGGAGAGCAAGAAAUUGUUGAAGGAGGACUUGAAAUCAGCAAAAUACAAAAAUCAACAAUUGGAGACAACCAUUGCUGACAUGAAAAAGACGCUCGAUUGGGAACAGUUGGAGAGAAAAGGAAUGCAGAAGCAGAUUGUGGAUGAGAGGGAGAGAUCAACGAAACUGGAAAUCGAACUCAAUGAAUCUCGUCUGGAGUGUGCCGCCUAUCUGCAAAUGCGUGAAAAAGAUAAAAUGUCGAAAUCGCUUCUGAGAGAUGAGGAAACCAGAACUCAACAGCUCAUCGACUACAUCGGUAUCAUGUGGAAUUAUCAAGUGAGACGAGAGAACAACAAGUUGUUUAAUUUCACUCGGAUGAUUUGCAUGCUCUCGGAUUCGCAAAAAAAUCAGGAAAUCGAAAAGACUCGAAAGAAGUUGACGGAAAUCAGACAUAUGAUGAAACCGUGUCAAAUCGAACAAGCAUUGGAAGAUAUUCGAAACAGUAAGAAGGCGAAAAAGGUGUUUGAGGAGACGUUGGAAGGAUUGUUGAACCAUAUUGUGAAGAAUCCAAAUCAAGGGGUCUCCCAAGAAGUACCAACGCAUGCUACGUAUCUGCCGAUUAUUAGAGAGGAGUUGCAGCAUUUGUUUGAGGAGCAACCGAAGAGAAUUUGA
This is a messenger RNA of Caenorhabditis remanei, 1329 nucleotides long. RefSeq lists its product as uncharacterized. The transcript has 8 exons. The record is from RefSeq and is a predicted model, not a curated record. The coding region runs from base 1 to 1329 and encodes 442 amino acids. NCBI's taxonomy places the organism in Eukaryota, Metazoa, Nematoda, Chromadorea, Rhabditida, Rhabditidae.